GUUCUUCCGUAAGGGCCAAGUCCCACUACUAACCCCAAUAUACGCGUAUGAGGCUACUGCUCUCAUCUCUAUCUGCCUUUUCACCUAAAACCCUCACUUUUUCUUCUAUCGCAACGCAUGGAUCAUAUUCCUUCUCCUAAUUCACUCUCUAAGCUCUGACAAAAGGAAGGAACAAAAUCUCCUCCUCCUUUUCAGACUGUGUUUCUAGGGUUAGGGUUUUCUGGAUCUUGAUUUGUGGACUUUCUAUUAAGAUCACUGCUGUUUUUUUUGGACUAUACAUUAUAGUUUUGGUUUUGGGAUACUGAAUUGAUGCAAUCGCGACGGCUUGAAGAUUUCGCGCCGCAGUCGCCGGCAGCGAGGGUGAGAGACCGCCGAUUGGAACUGGGGGCGGACUCUUUCUCGAACUCUCGCCGGGAUGCGCCGGAGAGGCGGAGUUUGAGCCCGCAAAAGCUGGAUGUGGGUCGACGAAUUCCGGGUGGUGAUCGGAGGAGCAGUUCGGUUGAGAGGAGAGACUAUGGCUGGCAUUUGGGCGGCGGCGGAGGCGGAGGGGGAGGGAAUCGGGUGCUUUCGGGGUCGCCGCCGCUGGCAGCCGUGCAUAAAAGGCCUCAAUUUGAUGACGAUGAUGAGGUGGAAGAGGGGGUUGUCAUGCGUAGGCAGCUGGAAAUUGGGCGGAGAGGUGAAGUGCUGCGGGAGGCUUCGUCGGGUUUUAGUGGUGAAGCAAACACUAGUUUGAAGAAUUUAUAUGGUGGUUAUGAUCAUAGUAGUUCUAGAGUCCGAAAAGAUAAAGCUUUGAGUUAUAGCGACACCAGAUUGUCUGGAAGUGAGAGGCAUGGGAUGCUGGUUGAGAAAGAGAAUACAAUGGAAGAUGGUGUUAGAGGGUACUUUAGGUUGGCUCCUGAUCUGGGUCCUGCCUCUAAUUACGAUGAAACUGGCGGGCCUUUGACAUCUGCUUUUCGGGAUUCUGAUAUAAGCCGGUAUAAAGAUGAAACAUUUCGUUAUAGGAAUUCAUUACCUGCAGAUAAAUUACCGGUCAUGGAAUCAUCCUAUAAAGAAGGCGAGAAACCCAUGAUGUAUACCAGGGAUAUUUCAUAUACUAUGGUGCCAUCGCAUCGAUCCAAGGAAAUACCAAGCAACACUCAGUUCAAGGAGAUCGCGAGCACCUCUUUGAGCAUUUCACGGGCUGAUUUGCAGGUUCCUUACCAGGAUGAUCCACGUUUGCCUUCAGAUGAGUUUCCACGGAAUCAAACCGAACCUUUGGGUUUCCGUGGAUAUGGCCGAAGGCAGCUUCUUGAAUCUGAAAGAAAUUCUGAGACUGAAUUGACAGAUCAUCAGGAUUAUCUAUAUUCCAAAAUUUUGGCAAGGGAGAGCCACGAUUAUGUAUAUCCAUCUGAUGAUUUAUACAGAAAGAUGCCGAUGCUAGCUCGAGUAGACUAUGAUCAUAAGGACUCAUUAAGACCAGGUAUUAUUGAACGCUUUGUAGAUAAUGUUGAUGACAUUAAAGUUUCUAGUGGAAACCUGAGAGACAGAAGCAUUGCACGCCAUCCCACUUUACAAGAGCAGAGUUCAGACUACCUUGAUAUGAAAAGAACACCAAAUGCAUCAAAGCAGGGUGGGCUAUAUUUGGGUUCAGGAAGUAAUUUGGGUUCAGGACAUAAUCGGCUUGAGUUUGGAAGGCAAGUUUCACGAGAUCACGAUAUCUUGAAUUCUGGAAGACAAGCUUCACGAGAUCACGAUAUCUUGAAUUCUGGUAGGCAAGUUUCACGAGAUCAUGAUAUCUUGAAUUCUGGAGUAGUACAGGAACACGAAUUCUCACGCCUUAGAUCACAUUAUGUUUCUGGAGGAGAUGCAAACCCAGUGUCUCAGAAAGAAAGAUUAAAGAUUAUACCUGUGGCUGACUAUGACAUGGAAAUGCAUAGACUUGCUAUAAGACGACAAAGAAUGAAGGGAGAGGAGCAUGACAUUUAUGACGCAUCUGAUAGGAUCCUCAAGAGAAAGCACAGCAUGGAUGAAGAAGUAACUAGGUAUAAUUCUAGAAGUAUUAUUUCGAGUAAAUGGUAUACGCAUGUGCCUAGAAGGUUUCAGGGUCAUCUAGGUGAUAGUGUUGAAGAGAUGUAUGAUGAAGACCUGGCUGGUUUAGCUUCAACAAAACCAACAAGAAUGGAGCGCAAUGGAUAUAGACACUCUGAGAGGAUUUUUGAUGGCAGAGACCAUCGUAGAGGUUCUGCUUAUGAUUGGCUAUCAUCUCAAGAUCCAUUAGAAUAUGAAGAAGAGCGACCAAUCAAAUCCUAUAAGCCUGGUGGUAGAUAUAUAAAGGGUCAAAAUAGACCUAGCUCUCUAAGCUGGAAUAACUCGUACCAUUUUGAUAAAAGAAGUUAUCCAAACAAACAGCACAAAGUUUGGAAAAGAAUUAAAGAAGAUUAUUAUGAGGAUGUGGAUGCAAAUGAAAAUGAUUUUGACCCAUCAGAAGAAGAUUGGGAAAAUCCUGUAAAAUCUGAGCCACCUGAGGACUCCGAAGAAUUUAAGCAAUUGGUGCAUAAAUCCUUCUUAAAGUUUUCCAAAAAGUUGAAUGAACACCCAUCUGUUCGAAGAAGAUACAAGGAGCAAGGACAAGCUGGCAGUUUGUUCUGCAUUGUUUGCGGCAGAAGCAACUCCAAGGAGUUCAUGGACACUCAGCGCUUGGUGACACAUGCCUAUAUGUCUCACAAGUUUGGACUGAGAGCAGACCACUUGGGUCUUCACAAAGCAAUUUGUGUUCUGUUGGGAUGGAACAGCAUUGUGCCCCCAGACACAAUAACAUGGGUUCCUCAUGUGUUACCUGGUGAUGAAGCUUUGACUCAGAAAGAGGACCUCAUUCUCUGGCCACCACUUGUCAUCAUCCAUAACAUUUCUAUUUCGAACAGUGAUCCAGAAGAAUGGAAGCGUGUAACCAUUGAAGCGCUUGGGGCUUUUCUCAGAGGUAAAGGUUUUGGCGGGGGAAAAUUCAAGAUGUGCCUCGGUAAGCCUGCAGACCAUAGUGUUAUGGUGGUGAAGUUCUUGGGUACGUUUUCUGGACUGGAAGAUGCAGUAAAGCUUCACAAGUAUUAUGCUGGGAAUAAUCAUGGAAGAGCAGAUCUUGAGAAAAUAAAUUACAACAAUGGCAAAAGCAGCAACAGUACGGAAGCGGGAAUGCAGCCAGACAAACCAGAGGAGGUUGUUCUAUAUGGGUACAUGGGAAUCGCAGAGGACUUGGACAAACUUGAUUUUGACUCCAAGAGAAGGUGUUUGAUUCAAAGCAAGCAGGAGAUCCGGGAGCUUGCAGAUGCCCCUGUUAAACCUGAUUAGAAGUAACUGUUCAAAUCUGUAAAUUAAAGAUAGAAUAAUCUUGUUUAACAAGCUUGAGCUAUGUUUUUUCCUCUCUACAAACCUAUGUCAGUUAUGUAAACAGAGCUGUUAUGUAACACUUCCUCGUCAGCUCUUUAUGAAUUCCCAUAAAACUAAAUUCUAACUAAGUUUGCUAGUGGAGGACAGCCGGUGUUUGGGGGCACUUGGGUUUCCCUCUUGCUAAUGCAAUUUUCAGAUUGUUUUAUCA
Molecule: messenger RNA, 3568 nt
Organism: Vitis riparia (riverbank grape)
Lineage: Eukaryota; Viridiplantae; Streptophyta; Magnoliopsida; Vitales; Vitaceae
Exons: 3
Coding region: 310-3321 (1003 amino acids)
Biological process (GO): regulatory ncRNA-mediated gene silencing
Source: RefSeq, a predicted model, not a curated record